AUGGUAGUGGGUGAUGUCGUAGGUGGCAGUGGCAGUGGCAUUAUUGAUGGUGAGAUGUCAGUGUGUGGUAGAGGAGGUGGUGGCGGUGGCGGGGUGGUAGAGAUGGCGUUGGCUGGUGGUGAUAGGGAGGGAGAGCAAUCGGUGGUGGAGGUGGUGGUGAGGGUGGUGGUGAGGGUGCUGGUGGUAAUGGCAGAGAUGAUGGUAGCGGUAAAAAAUGUUAUCUCAAGCUUGUCUCAACUUGAAGAGCUGGAUACAGGAUCAAAAUGGUGGGGAGAUGAAGAAGAAGGAGAUGCAAGCCUUACUGAGUUAGAUUCCUUGACCAAUUUGAAAUAUUUAGGGAUUCGCAUUAAAUCAUCAAGGUUCCUACCUAAUUACAACCUCUUUGAAAACCUGCAAAGGUAUGUAAUUUCUGUAGGAGUUCAUCUUCAAAAAAGACGAUCCUUCAAUAACAGGAUGCUUUUGCUGAAUCUUGAGAGUACAGAUACACAUUUAGGUGGUGGGAUCGAGAAGUUGUUAACUAACAACACUGAGAAGGUGUUCUUGACUGGUGAUGGUAUCAAAGUUGCUCUAAAGGAACUAGAUACAGUUGGUUUUCAGCAAGUCAAGAACUUAACUGUUGAAUCUUGCAACAGUGAAGGAAUAGAGUAUCUUUCAAAUUACAGCAACACAUCAAAUGGUUCUGGUGUGUUUAAUAAUCUGGAAAAACUUCGUAUGGAUAAAAUAUGGCAUUUGAAGGGAAUUAUACGUUACAAUGGAAAAGGGCUACCAGUUAGAUCAUUUUCAAAGUUACGCAAGAUUCAUCUGUCAGUUUUACCCGAAAUGACCCAUCUGUUUACAUACGGAGUUGCAAAUAAUUUAGAGCAUCUCCAAAGGCUUCAUAUAGAAUAUUGUACCAAUAUGCAAGAAGUCAUUUUGAACCAGAGACCUUCAGCAUUGGAAAGUACCAUUGAAAAUAAGAUUGUUUUCCCAAAGUUAACCGAAUUAAUCUUGAACGACAUUGCAAGCCUCAUUUGUUUCUCCCAUGGAAUCAACCUGCAAGUUGAGUUUCCUCAGCUGAGAGUAUUAAAGCUUGAAUAUUUACAGAAUUUUCAUACCUUUUGUCCCGAGGAGAUCAAUCUUGCUUCCGAAGGCAACCACAGAGGCACAAACUUUCAUUCUCUUGUCAACCACAAGGUUGAAUUUUCAAGCUUGGCUGAAUUAACAAUCACAAAAAUGGGCAACAUUAAGCAUGUUUGGUGUGGCCACCUUCCUGAUCUAGUACAUCUACAAGGACUUUACAUUCAGUUUUGUCACAUGAUGGAAGAAGUGAUUUCAGUCCAACGUCCAUCAGUAACUACAAUGGAAGAAAGGAUUGUCUUCCUCAAAUUGAAAGAAGUAAUCAUAUUUGGAUUAAACAAGCUCACCUUCUUCUGCAAAGGAAUUGAUCAUGUUGAGUUUCCCCAGCUGAGAGUUUUACGACUUCGUUGGCUAACACAUUUCAGAAAUUUUUGUCCUGAAGAGACUACUGGUCGCACAUCUUCUCUCUUCAAUGACAAGGUCUCAUUUCCUUGUCUUGAGACACUAGAAGUCUCUGAACUUGACAGUGUUGAGCAGUUAUGGUCCAGCAAACUUCCCAUGAGUCAGUUUGGUAAACUAAAAUCUCUUAGAGUAGAGAAAUGUCACAAACUGGUGAAUAUAUUUCCAUCAGAUUUGCAAACAGUAUUUCCUAGUUUGGAGAAGUUAGAAGUGGAGAAGUGUGAUUCUCUCGAACAGGUGUGGGGUUAUACAGAAGAACAAAUCAGAAAGCUGAAAAGUAUAUUUGUCCAUGAGUGUCCAAUGUUGACAAAUUUGUGCUCUUUUUAUACAUUCAAGGGUCUAUCAAAUCUCCAGAUUUUGAAUAUAUCUAGUUGCAAGAUGCUGGAGGAAGUAGUUGGAUAUGAGCACACAUAUGGAAAAAUGAAAGAAGUUCUUUCUCUCAACAAACUAGAAGAACUGAGUCUUGCAUUUCUGCCAAAUCUUAGUUACUUCUCCCAUAACAAAUGUGACAUUGAACUACCAGAACUAACUCAUGUGAAUAUAAAGAGUUGCCAAGAAAUAUACACUUUCUCUAAAAGUUCGGUGACCACACCAAAGCUCAAAUAUGCUGUGGUUGAUGAUCUACGGAGCUGGUUGGGUGAUAAAGAUCUCAACAGUACCAUGCGGCACUUGGCCUCAAGAGGGGCUCAUUAGUGCAGAGUGGCUUAUCAUCACACUUGUGGAUUGCUACUGCAGGUCUUCAAUAUAUAUAUAGUUGGCUACAAUGCACCAAAAACGAUCUGUCUUGAAUUGAAUUCUUUAAUAUAGUUUGCUACAGUUCUUCAAUCUUCACUAAUUUAACUUGUAAGCUUGAAAUUACUUUGACAUUUCUUGAUUUUUUAUUUACUCUCCAUUUACCUAUGAUAUUUUAUUUGAAUUUCCUUUAGUUUCAGUUUGUAAUAUAACAUGAAAAUUCUUCCUAUACAAUUUUUAAUAUGACUUUAACGUUUUAUCUAAAAAUAAAAAUAUGAGUCUUCUUGUUGAUGAA
Lactuca sativa (garden lettuce) is the source of this 2542-nucleotide messenger RNA. NCBI's taxonomy places the organism in Eukaryota, Viridiplantae, Streptophyta, Magnoliopsida, Asterales, Asteraceae. The record is from RefSeq and is a predicted model, not a curated record.